Heteronotia binoei (common prickly gecko) is the source of this 876-nucleotide messenger RNA. RefSeq names its product small integral membrane protein 22 (gene SMIM22). The coding region runs from base 235 to 504 and encodes 89 amino acids. Lineage: Eukaryota; Metazoa; Chordata; Lepidosauria; Squamata; Gekkonidae. The record is from RefSeq and is a predicted model, not a curated record. Gene Ontology annotation, biological process: regulation of cell population proliferation. The transcript has 4 exons.
UCAGCAAGGGAAGAGGAGGAGACUUGGGUGUCGCCCGGCCUUAGCCUGCGCUCAGGUGCUUCGAAAUCAACACCAGCUCUGGGCACUUGGUGCAAACAGGAACAAGGAAGUUGGGAGGCUGUUUCUCGCAGGGAGAGAGUGACGGAGGGGAAAGCAAAGGAGCAAAAGCGGAGGAAGGCAUUUCGGCAGCAGAUCUACUGGGACGUCGGGGAGGAGGCCAUAGGGAAUCCAAACAUGACGUCUCCAGUCAAAGACAUCGGCCAACAGCUGAGCGACCAGAUCAAUGACGCGCUGAGCAGACUGGCCACCAAGGAGAUGUUCCAGACCAACUGGGACAUUGCCGCCUUUGCCAUUUUCUUCACUUUCAUCGGAGCAGUUCUCCUUUUGGUCCUCCUCGUCUUGAUCCGCUGCUGCUGUUGCUGCUGCUGCGACUGUGAGCACUCCGCAUCGUACCACAAGGCUCCCAGAAAAGUCGGCAUUGAUAACAAGGCCAUGGAGCCUUGAAGAGCCGCCACAACAGGCCACGUCAGCGGCAAGAAAGAAGACGCAGCCGAUCAUCUGGCUACCGUGCCGACACUAUUUCUAAACCGGAUUUCGUCUCUGAUGCUGGCUGGGUGUGACUUUGGAACCCAGAGGCUCUCCCUCCAACUGUGGCAAGUCCUUAACCUGUGUCCAUCCUUUCUUGGUUGCAUUAAACUCAGGGAGAAAUGGAGGAACUGUUCUCCAGAGAGCUUUCCUGGGCUGCUGAAGCUGGUUAAGUGACACGGCUGCGUCCUGCUCAACGCCUUUGCUAGUAAUAGUCCAUGUCUGUAGUUCUGAAGGAACAGGUAGUCGACGAAGGCUAAAGCCAAACUAUAAAAUUCCAACAAAGGGAAA